Molecule: messenger RNA, 786 nt
Organism: Rotaria sp. Silwood2
Lineage: Eukaryota; Metazoa; Rotifera; Eurotatoria; Philodinida; Philodinidae
Source: the annotation of a GenBank genome assembly
AUGACACAUAAAGCAACCAAACGACAACGAAUUAUAAUUAAUACGAGUACAUGGGAUUGUUCAUUAUGUACAUAUAAAAAUUCUUGUGUAACAUUUCGAUGUGAAAUGUGUGAUUCACAUAAAGGGACAGCUACUCGAAAACCAAAAAUUGUAGUAAACGUUCUUACAGAACAAUUACCAAAAUCAAAACAUAAAACUAAUGAAGAUUAUUCGUCAGAUACAUCAUUUACUGACGAUUCAGAUAUUCAAGAUAAUGAUGAAGAAUUUCCAGAAAAUGAACGUAAAACAAAUCAUUCUCAUCAAAUUCGACGAAUAGAUCACAAUGAAAAUAGUUCUUCAUCAUCUUUAACAACACAUUCAUUUUGUUCAAUUUCACCUUCAUUAUCCUUAAAAAUUAAUGAUCAUUCCAAUUUAUCGAAAACAAAAAAACGAUCAACUUGCACAUCAAUUUCAUCUUCAAGAAAAUUAACAGUGAAUAAUCAAAAAAUUUUCAGUAAAAAUCAAACAUUAAAAUCAAAAGAUAAUAAUCAGAAAAAUAAAGUCAAUCUUCUACAACAGAAAAAAAAAAAUUCUAAAAUUUCUUCAAUGUCAUCAUCAUCCUCAAUUUUAUCGUCAACACAUAACACAACCAUAAUAACAGUCGAUGGUAUAUCUGUUCAAAUUACUGAAUUAUUACCUAACGAGACUAAUUCUUUGAUUAAUACGAAUACACUUUUUGAUGAUCGUGACAUAUUCCGAGCACCUUCAUCUUCAUCAAUAAUUCAAACAUCUAGUUAUAUUUGCUAG